Molecule: messenger RNA, 822 nt
Organism: Olea europaea var. sylvestris
Lineage: Eukaryota; Viridiplantae; Streptophyta; Magnoliopsida; Lamiales; Oleaceae
Exons: 2
Coding region: 1-822 (273 amino acids)
Source: RefSeq, a predicted model, not a curated record
AUGAUUCAUACUGCAGAUAUUCAAGAUCAAGAAUCACUAGCAGAAGAACUAGAUGAAGACCUUUCCCUAUGUGACUUUCCCAUAAACGCGGAUGAAAAUGAUCAGAUCAUCAAAGACCUAUCCAAGAAUCAUGUCAUGCAAUCAUCGCCGUCCAAUUUCUUUGAAUUUUUCAGUGAUUUAAGUUCUGAAAUGUCUCAUGCAGAAGAAAUUAUUUUCUGUGGUAAGCUUUUACCUUACAAGAUCCAACCUGAUAAUGUUCUUGAUGAUAUUCAGAAGUAUCCCCUUCGAGAUGAUGAGAAAUCGAAAGGGACCGAUAGACGAAGAUGUCAAUCAUCGGAUGAGUUGAAGAUCAUGAGAUCAAACGGUACAAACACCGAGCUAUUGCGAAGCAGCAAAUCUUUAGGGUUUAGGUCAUUUAGGGCAUUAAAGCCAAGAUGGAAUAUUUUCAUGUUUGGGUCUGUAAAAUUUCCACCCGAGAUGGAUCUUCAAGAUAUAAAAAACCGGCAGAUUCGAUGCAGAACCGGGAGUAUUUUUCCGUGGAUAGAUGCCGGAGAGAAGGCUCCGAUGCGCCGGACUGAUAGGAGAAACAAAUGGGGUUAUGAUUUGCUAAGGGUGUUAAGUUGCAGAAACCAUGAAAAUGUAGCUGUGAAGGCUUCAAUUGGUAUCAUGCCAAGAACUAUGCCCAAGGCAAUGGAGAACUGGAAAGGAUUUGGCGCAGGGGUGGGUGGGUUGGUUAAAGAGAUUCAGGACCGUGGAAAGCAGCAAUUAUUUUGCUGGUAUUUUUCUAUUGGCUGGUAUUCCAUUUCACGACCUGAGAUGUAA